AUGAGACCGAGGAUUCGCUUGAUUGACAUUUGCAUGCGGCAGAAAUACACGAACGCGCAGAACGACGCGCGAGCCGCCGGCAAGACUCAGUGGAAGCGGGUGCGUCUGAAGAGCGCGCGAGACCUGGAACCGAGCCGAGAGAGUCUAACCUCCAAGAGUGCCGACUCGCUCUCCAGCUCGCCCGUCGAUCUCGAAGCGGGCUCGCACAAGUCAUUCUCGAAGUCUCGGGCGGCAGCAGCGAGCAAGUCCUACGUUAAUACGUCGGUAACGAAACUUAGCAUAAACUCGGGUGUAGAGUCUAGAGAUGUAAAAGUUCACGAUGCAAAGGAGCUUCACGCGCGAGGAAUUGGGUCGAGUUCGCAGCUGUGCCGAAACGACGUUCGGGAAUUGAAGAGCGACACGGACGCAGGCUCGGGCACGAGUUCGCUGAAAGAUGAUAACGUCAGAGUUAAUGAAAUAAAUAUGCAAAUGUUGCCCGAGGCACUGUACCGGCAAAUGUUCGGGCAAGAUACCAAAGAAGACCGUCUCACCGACGAGGAGGUCGACGGCAUAAAGAAAAAUUUAGGUGCGUACGAUAUAAACGUAGCGGACGCGACCAGACUGCCGGAUGUGAACCUGAAGCUACCGGCUUUGGAAGGUAAAGAUGUGGAGGAGCAUUUUUACAAUAUCGGGAAGGCGCAGGCCAAGCCGUACUUAGGAAUCAUAAACGACAUUAUGCGGGACAUCCCCGAGAUGCCGGCGCAGUGGCUCUUCAAGGAAGGCUGGACCAGAUACACGGCGGACGGUGCGGCAGAGAGCGUGGAUUAUCCGCUGGAGGACGGCGUAAUCUUCGACGUUGAAGUCUGCAUGAAACAGGGCCCCCUGCCCACUCUCGCCACCGCGGUCAGCGGCAAGGCCUGGUACGGUUGGGUGUCAAAUUCCCUGGCGCAGAGCAUCAGUCAGACGUUCGACACGCAGUUGUUGACGCCGAGUAUGCUCGUACCUAUGGAGAGUAGCAGAGAGGAACACGGGUGUAGACUGAGCCAGCAUCAGAAGAGGCCGAAGAUCGUCGUGGGCCACAACGUGUCGUACGAUAGAAUUAGAAUCAAGGAGCAGUAUUGGCUGAAUUGCACGGGGACUCGUUUCCUCGACACCAUGUCGCUGCACGUGUGCGUCAGUGGUCUCAACAGCUACCAACGAGCGCUGUUGUUGUCCAAAAAGGCGAACGCGGAGAAGGAGGUCUGGCAGUCCACGACUUCGUUGAACAGCCUGGCGGAGGUGCACAAGUUGUACUGCGGCCGUGAGAUAAGUAAGGUGGCGAGGGACUUGUUCGUCGAGGGUACCAUUGACGAUAUCAAAAGCAAUUUCAACAUGUUGAUGUCCUACUGCGCCUCCGAUGCGGUUGCCACCCACAGUAUACUGCGCAAUCUGUUCCCGCUCUUUCAGGAGAGAUUCCCCCAUCCGGUCACCCUGGCCGGAAUGCUGGAACUCGGCUCGGCGUACUUGCCGGUGAAUUCAAACUGGCAGAGAUACUUGGAGGAGUCGGAGUCGACGUUCGACGACUUGAACUAUGAGGCGAAAUUCACUCUCGCCAAGAGGGCCGACGCCGUCUGCCGGCUCAUGCACGACGAGAAGUACAAGGAGGAUCUGUGGAUGUGGGAUCAAGAUUGGAGCACGCAGCAAAUUAAGAUAAAAAGCAAAGCCUCGAGAGCGAAGCCUGCUGACGUUGCGGAGAAAGCGAAGGAGCAGUUGGACACCGAGAAGUAUUUGUCAGACGACGAAGAAGCGGAGGAGGAUCCGCUGACAAAGGAAUUCGCGUACUUGGAGGAGACCAGGCAUUUAUUGCCGGCUAAAAUGCCGCACAUGCCGGGAUAUCCAGCCUGGUACAGGAAGCUCUGUCCCAAGCAAAGCGACGAGAACUGGGCGCCAGGUCCGCAGAAUAUCAGCACUUCCAUGCAGGUGGUACCGAAGCUGCUGAACCUGACGUGGGAGAAGUAUCCGUUGCAUUACAUAAGGGAACAUGGUUGGGGAAUUCUGGUGCCUUACAACGACGAUCUCGACACGGAGACUAAGCUGCCGUUGAAGAAUCUCUUGGCGCAGUGUCCUCUGCCAGCGUCCAGUUCGUCCAGGGACACUUCCGACUACGCGAUGGCUAACCUGAGCAUCGACGUGCAAAACAAUCUUCACAGGACGGAAUUCUGGCGAUUUAAGAAGAAGCAGGACGAGCCGCACGACGAAACGUACAAGGGUACCGGCGUGUGGUGCAACGUUGAUCUCGACAAUUGCUGCUACUUCUUCAAACUGCCGCACAAGGACGGCGCCAAUUACAACGUCGGCAAUCCGCUCGCCAAGGACUUCCUCAACAAGUUCUCCGAAAACGUGCUCGCUGGCUUGGACGUCAGCGCCGCGGAGGUGCUCAAGAUCGCCCGCAUGCUGUCCUACUGGCGUAACAAUCGCGACAGGAUCAUGUCGCAGACGGUGAUAUGGCUAGACGAUCGCUCGCUGCCCGGCAGCGUUAAGAGAGCGAGGCGGCACAGGUGUUACGGCGCGAUAAUACCUCAGGUGAUCGUUUCCGGCACCUUGACGCGUCGCGCCGUGGAGCCCACGUGGAUGACGGCGUCGAACGCGCACGUCGAACGAAUCGGUUCCGAGCUCAGAUGCAUGGUGCAAGCGCCGCCGGGAUACAACAUCGUCGGCGCCGACGUGGACAGCCAGGAACUGUGGAUCGCCUCGAUCGUUGGGGACGCGCACUACAAGCGUGUUCACGGAGCAACGCCUUUCGGCUGGAUGACCCUUAUCGGCACCAAGUCCAACGGCACCGACAUGCACAGCGUCACCGCCAAGGCCAUCGGCAUCUCGCGCGAUCACGCCAAGGUGAUCAACUACGCCCGAAUCUACGGCGCCGGCCAGAAGUUUGCCGAACGUCUGCUGAAGCAGUUCAAUCCGUCUAUGACGGACGCCGAGGCUAUUUCUAAGUCGCGCAAGAUGUUUGCUCUCACCAAGGGUAAAAAGUUAUUUCGGUUGAAGGCCGAAUUGGUCAACGACGACUUGCGGGAUGUUCCCUACGCUCUCUUUCAGGCACGUCAGGCAGCCAAGUUGUACGGCAAAACGUUGCUGGACAUGUUUCAGAAGAGCGAGUGGGUGGGCGGCUCGGAAUCAGCUAUGUUCAACCGGCUCGAACAGAUCGCCGGCAGUGAACAUCCAGUCACGCCGUUCCUCAACGCCAGAUUGAGCCGCGCCCUGGAGAUCACCAAUACCGACGACGACGACAAGUUCCUGCCUACCAAAAUUAAUUGGGUGGUGCAGAGCGGCGCGGUAGACUUCCUUCACCUGAUGCUGGUCUCCAUGAGAUGGCUGAUGCGAGACAACGCUAGAUUCUGCCUGUCGUUUCACGAUGAAGUGAGAUAUCUGGUCCCGUCCAGAUACAAGUACAACGCUGCGCUGGCCAUGCACGUGACCAACUUGAUGACGAGGUCGUUCUGCGCUUCUAGACUGGGCAUGAGAGAUUUGCCGAUGUCGGUAGCGUUCUUCGCUGCCGUGGAAGUCGAUACCGUUCUUCGCAAAGAGUCCACUCACGAUUGUAAGACCCCGUCGAAUCCUCACGGCUUGCAGAACGGAUACAAAGUACCACCUGGCGAGAGCUUGGAUGUCUGGGCCGCCUUGGAAAAAUCCGGCGGCUCGCUAGGCUACUGGCACGACGCGAAAAGUCGCAAAGUUAAAUCAGACGCGAAUUCCGACGCUGAAAAGUCGUCGCAAUCUCUCAAAGAGCCUUAAAAGGAAAUUAUAAGACUAAUUGUAAUUUUGUGUCGCGAUUUUCAAGAGUAUAAAAUUUUGUUUCACGAUAUUCGAAUAAAAGAA
Vollenhovia emeryi is the source of this 3837-nucleotide messenger RNA. RefSeq names its product DNA polymerase subunit gamma-1, mitochondrial (gene tam). NCBI's taxonomy places the organism in Eukaryota, Metazoa, Arthropoda, Insecta, Hymenoptera, Formicidae. The transcript has a single exon. Gene Ontology annotation, cellular component: gamma DNA polymerase complex; mitochondrion. The record is from RefSeq and is a predicted model, not a curated record. Gene Ontology annotation, molecular function: DNA-directed DNA polymerase activity; DNA binding; 3'-5' exonuclease activity. The coding region runs from base 1 to 3753 and encodes 1250 amino acids. Gene Ontology annotation, biological process: mitochondrial DNA replication.